AUGGAGGGUGAUCUAAAAUCUAAUUUCUCAUCGUUCUCUGAGGGUCCCCCCAGUGCGUUGACUUGGCAAACUGGCGUGUUCCGCAACGUCCAGCUGCACGACAAGUGCACUAUUCAAGACAUGCUCAAGAUGAAGGAGGCCUUCAGCGAAGCUUACAACAAUCAAAUGGUUGCGCAGGAAUUCAGGACUGCGCUCAAAACUCUGCUUAAUGUGGAGUACGACGACGAGGAAUUUAAAAUACUUUUCUUAAAAAUGAAUACCAGUCGGACGGGUAAUGUCGACUGGGACGAGCUGGUGUCACACCUGAUACUCGGAUACUUCGGCAACGACGCAGAGAACCAGCGAGAGUCCUUGCAGCCACCCAUCAUGGGGCUGCCAGUCAUCAUGCGCUCGGAGCACAGACACCCAAUAUCUAGAAUAUGCUUCUGUCCCGAUGUCGAUAAGGAACGAAAAAAGGACCCGAUGCAGGGCAUGUACCUAACGGCUAGCCGCGACGGCAUGAUCAACUGGUGGUCACUGGACAUGAAGCUGCUGAGGACUGCCUACUCUACGAGUCCUCACCUAAAAGUCCGCACGACGUGGGUGACGGACAUGGUGUGCAUGCCUGACGUUAACAUCAUCGUCACCAGCUCCACAGAGAGAGACCUGCGCUUCUACGACUGCAUUGCUAAGACUUUCACAUUGAAAAUUGUCAUCACCAGCUGGGAUUACAUGAUCUGCACCAUGCAUUAUCGCUUCAGUCCAGAUAUUAAUGAAAAAUGCAUGUUGAUCUGCGGUGACGUUGGAGGCAACGUACGAGUGCUGCUGUUCUCGCCAGUCCUCCGUGGGCCUUUCAGGAACGAAGCCGGUCGAGCCUUAAUAUCAUUGCGGCACGUAGACCUGCAAAAACGGCCAAGGAUGCUGCCGGAACUGCGGUUAGUAGAUCUAGGUCGUAUGCACAGUGAGUGGGUGCGGCAGGUGUCGUACUACGAGUCCCUGCACUGCGUGGUCUCCUGCGCCACUUGCAGCGACUCGCUCCUCCUGUGCGACAUAUCCGGCUCUAAGACACACUACAUGUUUAAGGUAGAAAAGGGCAUUCAAUGUUUCGAGUUUGAUGAAGAGUCCCACGUAUUGGUGACGGGCGGUCCUGACUGCACGGUCCGGGUAUGGAACCCAUUCGUGCCAGCCAAAGCUAACGUGGUGUUGAUAGGACAUCACGCCGCCGUCACCUGCAUAGUGCUGCAGAACAAGGGACAGACCAUCUACUCGCUGUCCAGAGACAGAACUAUCAAAGUGUGGGAUAUACAAAGUCACUCAUGCAUUCAGACAUACAUCGACAUCCCAGCUGUAUUAGGUGAGCGAUCACCGAUAUCUGCGGUGUACAAUCCUGCCACCAGGGAGUUCCUCCUAGCUUGUAUAAAGAUAGCUGUCGUAGUGCUGGACGAGCAGCUUAAUCCACUGCACACUGACGGCAAUACCCACUCUCGAGCAGUCUCCAAGAUCCUGUACAAUCCUCUUUUCAAGCUGAUUAUUUCGUGUGGCAUGGACAGCAUCAUUAUCAAUUGGAAUCCAGUAACAGGUAAACGCAACGUGUUGGUCCGCGACGCGCACGUGCGACACAUCCACGGCGAGCUGGUCCCGGUCGAGAUUACUGCCGCCUGCUUCGACCCUGGCUACCAGUUGCUGCUGACGGGCGCCAGAAAUGGUGAACUUAAGAUAUGGAAUUUCAACACUGGGAUAUGCUUGAGAGUCAUGACCAUCAAGCACAUGUGCGAAGUCACCGACUGCUUCUGGGUGGAGGGCAGGAUUCUAGCAGUAGGCUGGAAUCGGCACGUUGUAGAAUUCGAGGACAGUGGCAUGGCAACGCAUGGUAAAAGCUGGGAGACACGGCACACGGACGACGUGCUGGCGUCUGCUGUGCGGCCCCCGCUGUCACUGGCUACGGCCAGCUACAACUCCGAGCUGGUGCUGUGGAAGCUGGAGACUGGCCAGCCCUAUAGGCGCUUUUCGUGCACGGAGCCGACCCUGCGCAUCAAGAUGCACUUCAGCAAACGCGAGUCGCUCAAGCAACCACCUGUACUGAAACCUGAUAUGAAAGCGAAGAGAACACCUUCACGCAAGAUCGGUACUUCUCGAGAUAGCGUGGACUCCACAGCAGCAAUCAAGAAGGCGACAGAACAACGCGUGUCCCUGGUGCCAGCGCUGGGUCGUGCACAGAAGAUGCGCCCCCUCGCCGUGCACGCCAUGAUAUUUCUGCAGACACGACCGCAACAUGCGCGCGUCGCUUCUCUUAUGCUCGCUCUGGAAAAUGGUCAAAUGCAGUGCUGGUCAGACCACUCAGCGGGCGGCUACCAGAGCUCGUUCCAGGCCAACCACUCUCCGGGUGACUACGUGUCCUGCUUGGCCACUGAUGUCGCUAAUGAGUUCCUCUUCACCGGCACUACACGGGGCGCAUUUGCUGUCUUACCUGUGCUAUCCCACAACAAAAAUUGGAAACCUUACAUAAUGAAGGAACACAUCAACAUGCCGCGGCUGCGACUGAUGUUCCCGUUCCUGUGGCGUGACCGCAUCGAGGGUCGCGCCAAGCGCAGUGUACGCGACCAGCCCGAGCCGCUGCUACUGAACAGCUACCGCGCACACCUGCGCUGUGUUACAUCCAUAGCUUACAUGGACGAACAUAAACUUUUCUUCAGAAAAGAAGUGGUUUUUCAAUCCCACAGCGGCAGUUCAGACUACAGCGUUCGAGUGUGGCGCUUGUCAGGCGAGUACCUGCAGACACUGGGCAGCUUCCUGCCGUGGACCCUGGAGGUGACGCGGUUCCCGCCUGACGUGAAGAAGGUCGCCAGCUUCACGACGUUCAAGGUGUGGCGCAGCGGCUACGUGUCGCGCUAUGUGCCGGGGCAGAAGGAGGUGGACAAGCUGCGCGACAUCACCGACCACGAGCUCAAGACCAAGACCUACGGCGCGGCACCCGACGAGCCGCUGCUUGGAAAUUAUUUCUCGCUGCCGCGACGGCCCGAUGCGAUGGAUCGCAUCACGCUCGACAGUUCGUUGGCUACCAUUCCGUUGUACACACACCUUCGCAUGGCAUCGACCCAACCAGUGAAACGGCCACCUACUCCCGAGCUAGUGCGUGAGACACGGCUACGCCUCGCUAAGACAAAGAGGACCCAUUUUGGCUCGAGCAUGACUAUUCAACCUCAACCGCAGCCGCAGACCUCUGGGACCACACAUCAAGCACUAUCAGCGGCAGCUGCUGCGCCCUCUAAACCUGAAGAAAAGCGUACUUCCUCGAAGGACACGCAAAGACAAAGCACAAAUUAG
This is a messenger RNA of Spodoptera exigua (beet armyworm), 3303 nucleotides long. The record is from the annotation of a GenBank genome assembly. Lineage: Eukaryota; Metazoa; Arthropoda; Insecta; Lepidoptera; Noctuidae.